Molecule: messenger RNA, 5196 nt
Organism: Dama dama (fallow deer)
Lineage: Eukaryota; Metazoa; Chordata; Mammalia; Artiodactyla; Cervidae
Product: protocadherin alpha-C2
Exons: 4
Coding region: 562-3573 (1003 amino acids)
Biological process (GO): homophilic cell-cell adhesion
Cellular component (GO): plasma membrane
Molecular function (GO): calcium ion binding
Source: RefSeq, a predicted model, not a curated record
UUUUCCUAGAAUCUGCUUACAAGACCCGUGCAGCAGCCUAGGGACCGUGGAGACGGGCUGAACAGAACAGUGGGGGCAGGGAGAAAGGGAGUGGCCGUGUUCCCGCGGUCCGCCGGGAUCCGGCGGGUCCGGGGUAGAGGAGCUGGGGCUGGAGUGGUUGGAGCGACUGGGCUGACCGGGUCGGUCAUCGUCCGCCACCUCGGUGCGGAAUCGGAGCCGGACUUGCUGAGCACUCCUCCCCCUCCCCUUCUGCUUCCUCUUCCCUCCCCCUGGACCAGCGGCGGCGGCGGCAAGGAAGCGAAGCCGGGCAGAGCGACUCGGCGGCGAGCGGAUGAGCUGGGAUAUGGGGAGCCAGGGCUGGCGGCGGGGCCAGGAGCCCUCCGAAGGGCCCACGAGGGGAGCGGCCCCCGGCAUUUGCUAGCGUUUGCUGGCACGUGAGGUGUGGGGGAGCGGGCGCUGGGCGGCACGAGCGGAGGCGGAGGCGCGGCCGGGGCGUGGAGCAAGGCUGGGGAAGCUGCUGCCUCCGGCCCUGCCCGGCUGCCUCCGCCGUGGCCGGUGGCUAUGGAGCUGGCGGGCACCAGACCCGGGGCGACAGUGCAUCCGCGACUCCAGCCUCCCAUGUCCUGGCUGCCGCUGUUGCAGCUUCUCCUGCUGCUGCCGAGCCCAGCGGCCUCCCAGCUGCGAUACUCGGUGCCGGAGGAGCAGGCACCCGGCGCGCCUGUGGGCAACGUGGCUCGUGCGCUGGGGUUGGAGCUGCGGCGCUUGGGGCCGGGCUGCCUGCGCAUCCACCACCUGGGUGCGCCCAGCCCGCGCUACCUGGAGCUGGACCUGACCAAUGGAGCGCUCUUCGUCAACGAGCGCAUUGACCGGGAGGCGCUGUGCGAGCAGCGGCCUCGCUGCCUGCUCAGCCUGGAAGUGCUGGCGCACAGCCCGGUGGCGGUGAGCGCCGUAGAGGUGGAGGUACUGGACAUCAACGACAACUCGCCCCGCUUCCCGCGGCCCGACUACCAGCUGCAGGUAAGCGAAUCGGUGGCCCCUGGAGCGCGCUUUCACAUAGAGAGCGCGCAGGACCCCGACGUGGGCACCAACUCGGUGCAGACCUACGAGCUCAGCCCCAAUGAGCACUUCGAGCUGGACCUGAAACCCCUGCAAGAGAACAGUAAGGUGCUGGAGCUGCUGCUGCGGAAGGGCCUAGACCGCGAGCAGGCAGUCUUGCACCACCUGGUUCUCACAGCUGUGGACGGGGGCAGCCCAGCCCGCUCCGGCACGGCGCAGAUCUCGGUGCGAGUCCUGGACACUAACGACAAUUCUCCCGCCUUCGACCAGUCCACUUACCGCGUCCACCUUCGAGAGGAUUCGCCCCCGGGCACGCUGGUGGUGAAGCUGAAUGCCUCCGACCCGGAUGAGGGCUCCAAUGGCGAGCUCACGUACUCCUUGAGCAGCUACACGUCGGACCGGGAGAGACAGCUCUUCAGCAUCGACGCCAGCACGGGGGAAGUGCGGGUCAGCGGAGCGCUGGAUUACGAGGAGGCCUCUUCCUACCAGAUCUAUGUGCAGGCAACUGACCGGGGUCCGGUGCCCAUGGUGGGUCACUGCAAGGUGCUGGUGGAUAUCGUGGACGUGAAUGAUAAUGCACCAGAGGUGGUGCUCACGGACCUGUACAGCCCGGUGCCCGAGGACGCUGCCCCCAACACUGUUGUGGCCCUUCUCAGUGUCAAUGACCAAGACUCAGGUCCCAACCGGAAGGUGAGCCUGGGCCUGGAGGCCGCACUGCCUUUCCGACUGAAUGGUUUUGGAAACUCCUACACACUGGUGGUGAGUGGACCCCUGGACCGGGAGCGGGUGGCUGCCUACAACAUCACAGUGACUGCCACUGAUGGGGGAGUGCCACAGCUCACGUCCCAGAGGACACUGCAGGUGGAGAUCUCUGACAUCAAUGACAACCCCCCCAGCUUCCCAAAGGACUCCUACUCCAUCUACAUCGAGGAGAACAAUUUGCCAGGGGUGUUGCUCUGCACUGUGCAAGCCACGGACCCAGAUGAAAAGGAGAAUGCGGAGGUGGCCUACUCCCUCCUGGAGAGGGAGGUUCAAGGGCUGCCAGUCACCUCCUAUGUCUCCAUUAACAGUGCCAGUGGUAGCCUUUAUGCUGUCAACUCCUUUGAUUAUGAGAAGUUUCGGGAGUUUUUUGUGAUUGUGGAGGCCCGAGACAAUGGGAGCCCACCACUGAGUAGCACUGUGACCGUCAAUGUGUAUGUAGUGGACGUGAACGACCACGCUCCUCACAUCCUGUACCCUACCUCAACCAAUUCAUCAGUAGCCAUUGAAAUGGUGCCUCGAACUGCCCCUGCUGGCUACCUGGUCACUAAAGUCAUAGCCAUGGACUCAGAUUCUGGGCAAAAUGCUUGGCUCUUUUACCAUCUGUCCCAGAUUUCUGACCUGGACCUCUUUAAAGUAGAGCUCCACACAGGAGAAAUUAGGACUACCAGGAAGAUGGGAGAUGAGACUGGAACCACUUUCAACCUGACCGUGGUGGUCCGAGAUAAUGGAGAGCCAUCGCUGUCAGCCUCUGUGGCCAUUACAGUAGCCGUGGUGGAUAGGGUUUCCAGAAUCCUCCCUGACACUCAGAGACAUGUGAAAAGUCCUCGGACAUACUCUGAAAUUACACUUUAUCUCAUAAUAGCACUAAGCACAGUGUCUUUUAUAUUUCUUUUGACAAUCAUUGUUUUGAGCAUCAUCAAGUGCUACCGCUACACAGCUUACGGCACCACGUGCUGUGGAGGCUUCUGUGGAGUGAGGGAGCGGUGCCCUGCAGAACUCUACAAGCAGGCCAAUAACAACAUUGAUGCCAGGAUACCUCCCGGCCUCAAAGUGCAGCCUCACUUCAUCGAAGUGCGAGGGAACGGCUCCCUCACCAAGACCUACUGCUACAAGGCCUGUCUGACAGCAGGCUCAGGGAGCGAUACCUUCAUGUUUUACAACACAGGGGCACAGACAGGACCGGGACCUGGGGGAGCCCAAGCAGCGGCAGGUGACAGCAGGCACCUCACAGGCCAAAGUGGGCAGAGUGCUGGGAACCUGAUUAUUCUCAAAAAUGAAGCUGUUUCUCAAAAUGAGCCACGACAGCCCAACCCUGACUGGCGUUACUCUGCCUCCCUGAGGGCAGGAAUGCACAGCUCUGUGCAUCUGGAGGAGGCUGGCAUUCUCCGGGCUGGUCCAGGGGGACCCGAUCAGCAGUGGCCAACAGUAUCCAGUGCGACACCAGAACCAGAGGCAGGAGAGGUGUCCCCUCCAGUCGGGGCUGGUGUCAACAGCAACAGCUGGACCUUUAAAUAUGGACCAGGCAACCCCAAACAAUCUGGUCCCGGUGAGUUGCCAGACAAAUUCAUUAUCCCAGGAUCUCCUGCAAUCAUCUCCAUCCGGCAGGAGCCUACUAACAGCCAAAUUGACAAAAGUGACUUCAUAACCUUCGGCAAAAAGGAGGAGACCAAGAAAAAGAAGAAAAAGAAGAAGGGUAACAAGACCCAGGAGAAAAAAGAGAAAGGGAACAGCACGACUGACAACAGUGACCAGUGAGGUCAUCUAAUGGAAACAAGCCACUUAGCCAAUUUUGUAAUAAUGGCAGAUCUCUCCCAUGUAGCAACUCCCUACUCCUUUCUCCUGUCCACACAGACCCUCUCUUAUAGACCUCAGAAAUCUGCAGAAAGUUCCCUGUGUCUGUCUAGGUCACAUUUAACAGGUUUUUGUCUUAAAAGCUUUGCUAAGUCUGGUGUUAACUCUUUCUCUCCACUCUGGCUUGUUUGCAGAACCUAAAAAGCAGACCCAAGUUUCCUUUCUCCUCCGCCGCAAAGGAGAGGCUUCCCAGCCCCGCCAGUGAGAGGUUGGACUCUCUGCCCUGUGCUCCGGGGAUCCUGUCUUGAUGACACUUAAAGGGCAGGCUGAAAGGUUUUGAGAUUGAGCAGCUUGAGUGUCUGUGGCUACUGGGUAUGUCUGGCCACCGGGGAUGGGCGAGUGUCAGAUGGUGGCUGGGAUGGGCCAGGUUAGACUAGGAGGGUUGGGAAACAAAGGCAAAUCAACAGUGGGAAGUAUGAAAUGAAAAAGGACCAGACUUUCUAAAUCUUUACAACUCAAGAAGUGGUGGCCACCCUCUAGCAGACAAAAUUCCCUCCACUGACAAGGCUUUAGGAAUCCCUAAGUCUCUUGGCUGUGGUGUCAUUAUACCUAAAACCUGCAUUUUUACCUACAAGCCUGUAGUUCAGUGUUCCUUGAGGGGCCAACCAGGGCAGCAGAAGCAGAUCUGAUGUGUUUCCUGUAUAUGUCCUUGUGCUCACUUUAUUAAAAAUUCUUUUGCACACAAUGUUAUGAAAAGGUCAGAUCCUUUUCCAACAACACAUAUGCAAAAGCAAAAGAAAACCCCAACACCUCACUUUAUGCUGUUUGUUGUUUGAUAGAUUUAUUUAAAAAAGAGCAAAUCUAUAACUAUAAAUCUUUAAAGAGAAAUAUGAUUAAUACAACUCCCCUAAACUAUCCUCGAAAGAGAAUUCCGUCUACAGCCAUUUAAAUGAUCAUUGCUGCUACAGAAGUGCUUUAAGAGAACUGCCUGAAACAUCUGUAUUAUACCGGCCACCUGCCAAUCACAGCUUUACUCUUUCAGGUCACUCUGGGGCUGCCUCUUGCAUGUAUUAAUUACUAAAUAAAAGGAUCUUUCUCUCUCUCUCUUUUCUAAAAAACAAUUAUGUGCACUUUGAAUACACAACCUUCUCUAGCCAACUCUAUCAAGACCCAGAAAUUGAAGAAAAAUAUUGUUUUCUCGUACAUAACAGUGAGCAGACUUUUCAAUCCUCGAAUUCUGUGAUUUGUCUUGGAGUGCUAGCCAACACCUUCUCUUUGGUUUAGUUUUCCUUUUCUAUAACACUCUGAAUUGCUAAUCUUGCUAACACCUAUGAUAUUACCUGAACUCAAUCUCCCAUAUGUAUGCUGUAUGCUAUUAUAAGACUCCUGAAAUAUAUUUACUCUGUGCUUGUGUAUGUGAAUGUUAUUGCAACUAUUACCUAGAGUGAACUUUAAGCUUUAUUGUUGAAUGUAAUUCCAUUAUAUUUCCUUUUGUACACCUGUGAAAAAGUGGAGUAGUGUUUUUUUAACCAUUGUUAAUCAACUUUUGUGUAUGAAAGACACAGUAAAAUUUCUUUCUUAAAUCAA